Messenger RNA from Umbelopsis ramanniana AG, 1434 nucleotides. RefSeq lists its product as uncharacterized. Lineage: Eukaryota; Fungi; Mucoromycota; Umbelopsidomycetes; Umbelopsidales; Umbelopsidaceae. Gene Ontology annotation, biological process: regulation of transcription by RNA polymerase II. The coding region runs from base 1 to 1434 and encodes 477 amino acids. The transcript has 2 exons. Gene Ontology annotation, molecular function: DNA-binding transcription factor activity, RNA polymerase II-specific; RNA polymerase II cis-regulatory region sequence-specific DNA binding; protein dimerization activity. The record is from RefSeq and is a predicted model, not a curated record.
AUGGAACAAGAACAGCGAUUCAAACCUAUUCAUUUACGCCAUCCUACAUCAUACCAUACUGAACAUCCAGAUGUCUCAAGAGGCCAGCAGCUUCAAUAUGAUAGUCCCGCAGAAUCGAGCUUAUUGGAUAUUCAAUAUCAACGACAACUGCAAGAUCUUAAUGCUGCUCAACUCUCUGAUGCUAUUCGUCAUCGAAAUCGUCUUCAUACCCCGGAAUAUACUGCAACUCCUUCUUCUCCUUCCACAAGCUCCGGUGAUCUUUAUCUAGAUCGUCCUGCUACAUUUGCCUCACACAUAGAACACCUUCCUAGUGACUUUCAGCCUGUAUCUCCUCUGGAUGAUGACUCUUGGCCAUCUGAGCAUCAUCUCACUCACUUGUUGGGAGGAAGGGAUCCGUCUCACCAAGAAUUAUCCGGCCAAAAUAUCGAUCCGCGGAACCGAGUUUCAAGGUCCCAGCCACCACUGUCUCAGAGUGCUCCCACAACUGAUGCUUUCUUUGACUAUUCCUUCCCUGCCACUCCCACAAACUCUGUUACCUUACAUCCUUCUUCUUAUACCGGUUCACCGACUCGCUCUACAGCAAUAAGCAAUGACCUGGAUAACAUCAAUCUUGGAGAGAUGCCAGAUGUUUACGGAACAAGCAUGGAAUCGGCUGCUUCUUCAUCAUAUUCUUUUGGUAUACAGACACCUCCUGUAGCUGCUAAUGUUCCCAAUAAUGCCAACGCCGCGGCAUCGACAACAACUACUUCUAAUUCUACCUAUCAGCUCAGCCCCGCUUUCAAGAAUGCACAGCCCGCUACACAGACUCAAGCGGAGCUUGCAGAGGUAACUGACCUUCCUACCGAGCCGACUGUACAAAAAACAGUCCAAAAGAAAUAUGAAAGAAGGCGUCGUAGACGCGAAUCCCAUAAUGCUGUAGAGCGUCGUCGAAGAGAACAUAUCAAUGAUCGCAUACAAGAGCUAGGAGCGUUAUUACCUCAUUACAUGCUUCUUGAUUCACCAAGUAGUCCUUUACAAUCUGGAGGAGCACCAUCCGGUCUUAAUCAAGAUUUCAGUUUUGUCAAUGGCAAACCAAGCAAAGCUACUAUUCUGAGCAAAAGCGUGGAUCAUAUCAAAGAACUCAAGUCAGACGCUGAAAGAUAUCAGCAACGUAUUCGAGAAUUGGAAGAAGCUCUCCGAGCCUCAAAUCAAAGGGAAUCUCAAUGGAAUACCCGGAUGAUUCGACCAUCAUCUCGUAGCCCCAAUACCCAUCUGACACCUUUGCAAUACAAUCAUCAGACAGCAAGUUAUACCAGGCAUCGUACUCAACGAUAUCGCCCAAGGUCUCACACUGACCCUCAACCAGCUGGUCAGGCUGCCGUUGCUACCCCCCACCCUCUACCUCAGGAUCCGCAUAGACACAUAGAUUUCCAUCAUGCUCAGAGACAUUACUGA